Coffea arabica (coffee) is the source of this 1405-nucleotide messenger RNA. Its product is annotated as protein IN CHLOROPLAST ATPASE BIOGENESIS, chloroplastic. Lineage: Eukaryota; Viridiplantae; Streptophyta; Magnoliopsida; Gentianales; Rubiaceae. The record is from RefSeq and is a predicted model, not a curated record.
UGCAACAAAGGAUGUCAGGAAUGAGGAACCAGAACUGGGAUCACAUCCGAAGAGAAAUUGGGCCACCUGUGUAGACGUUAAAAAUCAAUAUCAGGCCCAGAAGAUGUUAGCCUUAUCCAAAACUACACGGAAUAACGGAUUGGAAGCUCAAGAGCAGAAACGCGACCCACCGAUAUUCCGUCGUGGCCGGAGGAGGGAUAUGAAGGCCAGCGGCGGAUUGCCUUUCGGAGGUCCACGCGCCGCCGCAAUUGGACCUAUGCUCGUUGAUCGCUGCAGCCCCACAUAUCGGUGCUACACCUCUUCCUCUCCCGACCAUGUUUCAUUUAUUAAAGAAGUAGCAGCCACUCAACCUCCACAGCAUUUGAGUAAUCUACUCAGAAUGCUUAAGGUUAGAGGCGAUUCAAUAAUCUCUCCGGGAGCCAAGCGAGGGUUGAUUCCUCUUGCUAUACCUCUGUCUGAAAACACCUCAGGUUCUGUAACUGCUUUGCUGCGAUGGCCUACUGCCCCGACUGGGAUGGAGAUGCCUGUGAUACAAGUACAGAAGUAUGGGGUAUGGCUUCUAGCCAAGAAUGUGGAUCAAUACAUUCACAGACUCUUGGCAGAAGAAGACAUUAAAGGUCCCCAAGAAAGGAAUGAUGAGUUAUUUCAUGUCUCUGUUGGUGCUGGAGUGAAACUCUACCAGAAGGGUGACUUUGCUGCAUCUGGGCUUUCGAGUGUGGAUACAUAUCUUAUGAAGAAGGUUGGCUUGUUUCCAGACAUUUUAGAACGCAAAAUCAAGCAUCAUUUCCAGAAGGGGGACCAUGUUUCAGCAUUGGUGACUGGGGAAUUCUAUACCAAAAGGGAGCAUUUUCCAGGAUUUGGACGGCCCUUUGUUGUCAAUUCUGAAGUGCUGUUGAAGGUUGGACGGAACCUAGAAGCUAAAGAUUCUGCAAGGGUGGCUUUGAAAUCACCAUGGUGGACUCUAGGCUGCAACUACCAUGAAGUUGCGAGCAUUGCCCGGUGGGAUGAUGAACAAAUUGAGUACAUUAAAGAGAGAGUGACCAAAGAGGGAAGACAAGAAGAUAUAAAAAGGGGAAAGGAACCCGCUCAGGUUGCUCUGGAUGAAGCAGCUUUCUUGUUGGAUUUGGCUUCUGUGGAAGGCACCUGGGAUGACAAUUUGGAGCGGAUUGCUGAAUGUUAUCAGGAAGCUGGGCUCCAUGAAAUUGCCAAAUUUGUGCUAUACAGAAAUUGAACUGAAGUUGAUUUUGGCAUAUGCAUAUCUUGCUUUCAUGUACAUUUCCAAUUUUGUAAUCUGCCGUCGCCUACAAUUCCGGAAUUACAUCCGAGGAUGAUAUUUUGGAUUUAUGUUAUGACGUUGAUUAUAACAUUCAAUUGAAUUCAAGACCAAGUUUCUGUGUCUUCCCAA